Onychostruthus taczanowskii (white-rumped snowfinch) is the source of this 2070-nucleotide messenger RNA. It is a transcript of the gene SIDT1, whose product is annotated as SID1 transmembrane family member 1. Gene Ontology annotation, cellular component: membrane. The transcript has 24 exons. Bases 16 to 2070 code for a protein of 684 amino acids. The record is from RefSeq and is a predicted model, not a curated record. Lineage: Eukaryota; Metazoa; Chordata; Aves; Passeriformes; Passeridae.
GUGGACGUCGCUUCCAUGGCACCGUUCAAUAUUGCAUAUGAGCUGCUAGUCACCAGGCUGGAGAACUUCCAACUUGAGACCAACAAAGCCUUUAACUUCACUGCCAGCCCUUCCCAGCCCCAGUAUUUUCUGUACAAAUUUCCUCAGGGUGUCGAUUCAGUUAUUAUUAAUGUGGUGUCUGAUGCAGCCUACCCGUGCUCAGUUGUCUCUGUCCAGGACAUUGUGUGCCCAGUGUAUGACCUGGACCAUAAUGUGGAAUUCAAUGGAGUUUAUCAGUCUAUGACAAAGCAGGCAGCCAUAACAGUGCAGAGAAAAGAUUUCCCAGGUGAGCAGUUCUUCGUUGUGUUUGUCAUUAAGCCAGAGGAUUAUGCCUGUGGGGGUUCUGUGCCUUCUUCAAUUCCUGGAAACGUUAACCGUACCUGGAACCUGCAGCGGACAAAGAACCUUCAAGUGACGAUUGUGCCCUCCAUUAAAAAGUCUGUUUAUGUCCAGGCCAUGUUCUUCAGCUUCCUGAGUUUCCUCUCCUUUUACCUGGGCUCAGUGGUUGUUGCUUUUGUGCACUACAUUAGGGUUCAGAGGAAGGCUUCAGCUGGGAGACUGAGCCCUGAGCAUGGAUCUGGGAUGAUGACUUCUUCACACCCCAUCUCAGCCAGCACUCCUGAGGGAAGCAGCUACGGUGCUAUUGACGAGUCCAGCUCCAGCGGUGGACGUCAGCUGUCCUCCCCGGAGCGCAGGCCCCCGGCUGGCUCGGACACAGACAGCUCCGUGGAGGAGGAGAGCGACUUCGACACCAUGCCAGAAAUUGAGAGUGACAAGAACAUCAUACGCACGAAGGUGUUCCUCUAUCUAUCAGAUUUGUCCAGGAAAGACCGAAGGAUUGUCAGCAAAAAAUACAAAAUCUAUUUCUGGAACAUCAUCACCAUUGCGGUGUUCUAUGCCCUGCCGGUCAUCCAGCUGGUCAUCACUUACCAGACGGUAGUGAAUGUGACUGGCAAUCAGGACAUCUGCUACUACAACUUCCUGUGUGCUCAUCCCCUUGGUGUGCUGAGUGCCUUCAAUAACAUCCUCAGCAACGUGGGCCACAUGAUGCUGGGCUUUCUCUUCCUCCUCAUCGUGUUGCGCAGGGAUAUCCUCCACCGUCGGGCCAUGGAGAUGAAAGAUAUCUACACCCUGGACUAUGGGAUCCCAAAGCAUUUUGGUCUCUUUUAUGCUAUGGGCAUUGCUCUGAUGAUGGAAGGGGUGCUGAGUGCCUGUUACCAUGUCUGCCCUAAUUACUCCAAUUUCCAGUUUGACACCUCCUUCAUGUACAUGAUCGCAGGACUGUGCAUGCUCAAGCUCUACCAGACCCGGCACCCAGACAUCAAUGCCAGCGCCUACUCCGCCUAUGCCUCGUUUGCUGUGGUGAUCUCCCUGGCUGUCCUUGGAGUGGUGUUUGGAAAAAAUGACAUGUGGUUCUGGGUUAUUUUCUCACUGAUCCACGUUUUGGCCUCACUGGCUCUCAGCACCCAGAUCUACUACAUGGGUCGCUUCAAGAUCGAUGACCCUGACUCAGACACGGGCAUAUUUCGGCGAGCAGUGAUGGUGUUGUACACGGACUGUAUCCAGCAGUGCAGCCGACCAAUGUACAUGGACAGGAUGGUGCUGCUCAUCGUUGGGAACCUGGUCAACUGGUCCUUUGCUAUCUUUGGGCUGGUGUAUCGGCCUAGAGACUUCGCCUCCUACAUACUGGGAAUCUUCAUCUGUAACCUGCUGCUGUAUCUGGCCUUCUACAUCAUCAUGAAGCUCCGCAGCUCUGAGAAACUCCUGCCCAUCCCCAUGUUCUGCAUCGUGGCCACAGCAGUGGUGUGGGCAGCUGCCCUCUACUUCUUCUUCCAGACCCUCAGCAGCUGGGAGGAGACUCCAGCCGAGUCCCGGGAAAAGAACCGGCCGUGCAUCCUGCUGGGAUUCUUUGAUGACCACGAUGUCUGGCACUUCCUCUCUGCAGCUGCCUUGUUCUUCUCCUUUCUGGUCCUGCUGACCCUGGACGAUGACCUGGAUACGGUGCGCAGGGACAAGAUCCCAGUGUUCUGA